Messenger RNA from Alternaria rosae, 384 nucleotides. Its product is annotated as kinase-like domain-containing protein. Gene Ontology annotation, molecular function: protein kinase activity; ATP binding. The annotation marks the transcript as partial. The record is from RefSeq and is a predicted model, not a curated record. Gene Ontology annotation, biological process: protein phosphorylation. NCBI's taxonomy places the organism in Eukaryota, Fungi, Ascomycota, Dothideomycetes, Pleosporales, Pleosporaceae. The transcript has a single exon.
CAUGUCUUCAAACACGUCGCAUGUGGCCUUGAUUUUCUGCACAGUCGUGGCGUUGUACAUGGCGAUACAAAGCCCGCCAACAUCCUCCUCACCGCGGCGCGAGAAGGAGAUCGCUUUUCACUACACAAGAUCGCAUACUUCGGCGCUGCGUCACGGGGCUGUUCAUCGAAUAUACCACGAGGCCACCUGGGUACCCCGUCCUUCCAACCGCCCGAAACAGACUAUCGCCACGAACCGGGAUCUGAUAUCUGGGCGCUGGGAUGCAUGAUUCCUGAACUGAUACUGGGUCGGCUGCCGGUGCAGAAGAUAGAAGAGCUGGACACCGAUGAGAAGGCUUGGUUUGAGGAGAGUGGGGCGGGACAUACCGUAUGAUAUAACCUUUUA